Molecule: messenger RNA, 855 nt
Organism: Aplosporella prunicola CBS 121167
Lineage: Eukaryota; Fungi; Ascomycota; Dothideomycetes; Botryosphaeriales; Aplosporellaceae
Exons: 1
Coding region: 1-855 (284 amino acids)
Source: RefSeq, a predicted model, not a curated record
AUGAUUCAUAUCAGGCCGUAUCCCCGGCAGUUAUUCAGUCUGGCUAUACGCGGUCGAUUGCCGUUGUCCACACCCUGUCAAAUCGCACAAACAAGAGCAUGGAGCACGCUCUCCCGUCCCAAAACCCCAGCACCGCCUACAAACACACUUGGGGCAGCACGUUCAAGGACCAAUUGUAGCAAAAGCAGUGGCGACAGUGGCCCCUCGGAGAUACCGAUCGACAGCACCACGACCGUUGUCAACAUCCCCCGCUGCCACGCCGUCGCGCCCAGCUCACGGAAGCAAUGCAAGAAUGCGACCUCGUACGGCCACUACUACUGCCAUCACCAUCGAGGCGAGACUGAUACACGCUGCCACGCAAUCGCCCACAACUCUGGCAAGCGAUGCAAACUUACCUCCGAGAAGGGGGUCGACCUCUGCAAAUACCACAUGUCCACGCCCAGCAACCCCCGCUGCAGGGCAAUCGACGAUGCUACCGGCAAGCGAUGCAUCCGAUAUUCGCUGGACGGGUGUGAACACUGUCGCGUCCACACUACCACACACUCGACAAAGUCUAAGCCGCGCUGCGCCGCAACUUGCACCAGCAACGGCAAGCAAUGCAAACGCCCUGCGAACCAUGAGGGAGGCCUUUGCGGCGAACAUGGCCACAUAGCAUCAGGGAAUCACCGUUCUUGGGGUAAAAAAGCAUCGGCGGUUGAUGAGGCUGCAAGCGGGGAAAACGAUAGAUUGAUGAGAAAGAAGGUUUUUAUUAAGGAUAGAGACGCUAGCCGACCUCAAUCAGAACGUCGUACAAAGAGGACUUUUCGAUACUGGUUAAUUAACCCUCAUAAACCAGCUCAAAAACGGGUCCGUUGA